Molecule: messenger RNA, 1353 nt
Organism: Penicillium macrosclerotiorum
Lineage: Eukaryota; Fungi; Ascomycota; Eurotiomycetes; Eurotiales; Aspergillaceae
Exons: 1
Coding region: 1-1353 (450 amino acids)
Molecular function (GO): zinc ion binding
Source: RefSeq, a predicted model, not a curated record
AUGAAUUUGCAAGACUUUUUGGCCGCGGAGUCCGACUCCGACCGCGAUGACCUGGUAGAUCUCCGCGCCCUUGAUUUCGUCUCAAGCUACGAUUCACAUUUGAUGUGUCCGAUAUGCCACUGUCCCUUUGUCCAACCUGCGCGACUGCAAUGCGAUCACGUUUUCUGCCAAAAAUGCUUGCGAUCGGCUAUCACCACCUUCCAUUCGGCCGACUCGGACGAGUUCCCGUGUCCCUCUUGCCGAACCCCCACAAGCCGAGUCUCGACGAAUGUGCCCCGCCUAUUGAUCAACAUGUGCGACGAGAUUCAAGUGCGAUGUCCUUUAGCGACAGAUGGUUGCGAGGAGGUUGUGCCGCGAGGCCAUGUCCAGUCGCACGUGGAUAAAUAUUGUGGUUAUCGGCUUGUGCCGUGCGCGGAUAGUUCAUGCGAAAAGAAAACCCGGAAGAAAGAUCUGCCUCCAGAACCGAGAUGCAUGCAUAGCUAUUGUCGAUGUUCUCGCUGUGAGGAGGAUUUGAUGGAGCAGGAUUUUGACGAACAUGACAAGGAACUGUGCCCGAGCCUGGAAACAACCUGUGUCGAUUGUGGAACUACUAUCCCACGACGAGUGUUGAAGAAACAUAUCGAAACUUGCCCUGACGUUGUGAGCCCUUGCGCAGCAUCUAAGUAUGGAUGUUCAGUGAAGAUCAGACGCGCCGACAUUGCGAUACACGAGAAACAGUGCCCGCUAGUCUCAAUUGGGCCAUACUUUGAGGCCCAGAAUACUCGACUGAAUUCCCUAGAGCUGACUAUGCGGCAUCUUCAACAACGCAAUGAAAUUUUCGAGGAUGGGAUGUUGAAUAUUCGGUCUAAACUUCUCGAGUCCGCGCGUACAACUGAACGAAAUGGCGGAAGGUCCGUCACUUACGGGGAAAGAGGUCAGCAACCUCGAAACGAUGAUGCAGAAGAGUCUACAGACCGCUCAAACAUCUUUUCUUCAAAUGCCACCACAUACUUGCUCUCUCUCCACGAGUCCCUGCGAGAGGAAGUUAGUCAAAUGUCACACGCUCUCACCGAUCUCGAUGCUCGUGCAAGCAUGACGAUCAUGAACGAAUGCUUGCGGAUCAAAGAAGAUAUGGCCCACACAAACGCCGCUGUCAACAGCGUACGGAUGCAGGUGCAGUGGCUGAUGAACCCCCGACUUCACAAUGGAGCACGGGCUGCAGGCAUGCGCACCAACGCAACCGGCAACGAGCCAGCUCGGACUCCGUUGACCUCAACUUCGGCGCCUGGGCCGAGCAACUCUGCUGGGCCAUCUUUGGGGCCACUACGACCGCGUCGACCUAGCGAUACUGGGCGCGAAGGAACCAAGCUUUAA